Messenger RNA from Hemibagrus wyckioides, 3436 nucleotides. RefSeq names its product solute carrier family 49 member 4 (gene slc49a4). The coding region runs from base 153 to 1550 and encodes 465 amino acids. NCBI's taxonomy places the organism in Eukaryota, Metazoa, Chordata, Actinopteri, Siluriformes, Bagridae. The record is from RefSeq and is a predicted model, not a curated record. The transcript has 9 exons. Gene Ontology annotation, cellular component: membrane; intracellular membrane-bounded organelle. Gene Ontology annotation, biological process: transmembrane transport. Gene Ontology annotation, molecular function: transmembrane transporter activity.
CAGUAAAGUAAUAAUGCUUGAAACUGCCAUCAGCUGUUGUUUACGUUUGUGGAAUCGACCGGUGAGGAGAUGUUUGUGUAGUUUUUGUUUACUGUUUCAACCUCGGACACUUCAUUAAACUACGCAAAGAGAAGGGAUUGCGAGUCGAUUCAAUGGGUGCCGUGGGGAGCACCGACGGGGAGAGGGACCCGUUGCUCGGGCCGAACCAAGCGGAACCGAGGAUCCAGCCAGUGAUCAGCAGUGGCAGGGUGUACAGGCGGAGAUGGCUGGUGUUGAUCUUGUUCUCACUCCUCGCCUUUUUACAAGGGAUGGUGUGGAACACAUGGGGCCCCAUCCAAAACUCUGCCAAGCAUGCUUUCGGCUUCGCAUCUACGGACAUCGCAAUUUUAGUCAUUUGGGGACCCGUGGGCUUCAUCCCGUGGCUCCUGUUUGUGUGGCUGAUGGACAAGAAAGGAUUGCGGGCCUCUCUGCUGCUCACUGUCUUCUUCAUGGUGUUGGGUUCCGCUCUGCGCAGUGUUCCUCUCUCAAACCCGCAGCUCCGGCGCUGGUUGAUUCAUGGUGGGCAGUUUCUUAAUGGUUUAGCUGGUCCAACCCUUAUGAGUGCCGGCCCUCUUCUCUCCACUACAUGGUUUGCUCCAGAUCAAAGGGCUACAGCCACAGCUAUCGCAUCACUGGUCGGCUACCUCGGAGCCGCCUGCUCUUUCCUGAUUGGUCCUCUGGCUGUUCCAGCACCCAAUGAUACACAUAUAGUGAACAGCUUCACGCACUGGGACCCAGAGCACAUCAGGGACAGGAUACAAUAUGUUCUCUAUGCAGAAUCGGCGAUGAUUGCAGUCCUCUUCACAGUCGUGCUACUCUAUUUUCCAUCCAGGCCGCCCAUUCCACCCAGCGUAGCAGCAGCUAGCCAGCGACUCAGCUACCGGAGCAGCAUCUGCAGAUUACUGAGUAACAUGAGGUUCCUGAUGAUCGCACUUGCCUAUUCAGUGCCUACAGGAGUUGUAGCUGGAUGGUCUGGUGUGUUGGACAUGAUUCUGACUCCUGUCAGAGUUAGCCAGGUAGAUGCUGGAUGGAUAGGCUUUUGGUCUAUUGUUGGAGGCUGUGUGUUUGGAGUAGCCAUGGCAAGGUUUGCGGACUCUAUCCGGGGCAUGCUGAAGCUGAUUGCAGUGCUGAUGCUGGCUGGAGCCUCACUGGCAGCCACUUGGUUUACACUCACCUGCUUGACCAGGCUUACUCAUCUGCCCUCCACUAAAGCCACACUUUAUACCUCCUGUAUCCUGGUGGGCAUCUUCAUCAACAGCAGCAUUCCCAUCUUCUUCGAGCUUUUCAUUGAGACAGUGUACCCUGUUCCAGAGGGCAUCACCUGUGGUGUGGUCACCUUCCUCAGCAAUCUCUUCACAGGCCUGCUCCUUUUCUUUCUCACCUUCUACUUCACAGAGCUUUCCUGGUUGAACUGGUGUCUCACAGGUUCCUGCCUCUUCAGUCUGCUCCUCAUUCUUUUCUUUAGGGAAUCCUAUGACCGGCUCUACCUGGACGUCUUCGUAUCAGUCUGAGCAGCUUGUAGCAUCGGAAAAAAAACUGUGUUGACACCUACUUGCACCAAGAACACAGGAAGUGCAUCAUCAUCUCUCUCAUUUCAAUGAGAAAGUUACACGGUUUGUAGUUGGCAGUGCUUUGUAUUAGCAUUGUCAGAAAGAAAAGAAGCCAGCACCUUAGUAGUAGUGUAGGUGUUUUUUUUUUUAUUAAUUAUUUGAGAUUUUGGGGAUUUUAAAAGUUCUUUUACUUGAACUAAUGGAAAUGUUUUGACGCACAUUCAUUACAUGAUACUAAUAAAGGAGUUUGAGGUGGUUUCCUGCAAGACCUGCAGUAGUGAGACCUCCAGACCUUUAGAGAUCAAUUUAUCAUUAUUCAUGCUCAAUCAUCUGGCUGUCAAGAGGCUUCUAAGUAGUUUUCUUUUAUUCUGAAUGACAUCAGCAGUGAAGGAAGUCGUACUGUAAAUGACCUUUGACAGCGUCCGUCAUGAAGUGGCCUACGUGUUACUCUCUACCGGCUCAUUUUCCCUCUUUAUACUUAAUUAUUAUGCAAAUGAUGAUUCCUGCUUCUCCUUCACAUCCUCUUGGGUUAAAACUGCCUCUCACUUUCAAAGCCUGUGAUUGGAGAAGGGUCCUUAUGUGUAGUUCAGUGCGAGGACAGGUCCAGAAGUUUCUAGAAGAUUUUUCUUUGGCUCAUGUGGCUUCUGUCUCUGAACAGAUUCACACAAGUGCCAUCGUCUUCAUGAGCAUCAAGCUUUUGUUUUACACAUGCUCCAAGCACAGUGUAGGCAUCAGCUGUAUAGACAUUCACUGUUAUUGUUGUUGUUUUAGUGUCAUUGGUGCAAACAUUAUGAAGAAGUUUUUUUUUUGUUUUUUUUUUGUAACACUUACAGAUUAUAAAACAUGUGUAAUGGAUUAUUUGUCUGUUUAAGUGCUUGACCUUAGUCGUCAUCAUACAUGUAAGAAGGGAUACUAUAUUUGAAAAACAGACCUGUAGCUAAAAUUGAACAAGGGAGUGUGAAGACUUCUGAUUGUUUUUGCCUAGUGCUGACUCCUGUUAAUGUUUUUCCAUCAUUAUUGAGCAUUUAUGUAUCCUUUCAUACUGUUGUAACUUAUUAGUGAUGUGAAGCUGAUGCUUAAAGCGGUUUCAGCUCGGGUUUGUCCACUCACUGCCUAGCCUUUUUACUGUCUUUUCCACUGAGCCCUUGUGAGAAAGAACUUCAGGGGAUUUUUGUAGCUUUCUAUAAGGUGUAAUUUGGUUCAGUAAGUCCCAGGGCUUCAAAUUAAAGAAAGUCUCCAAAGAAGGCCAAAACAACCUGUCUUACAGAAGGGAUACAAUAACUAACUCCAGAAAAUCUUCAGAGGCACCCAGCUGAUGGAUCUGUUGGUUUUUUGUGGGGUUUAAACAGGGCCUUGAAGAACUGCUUUACUGUAACAGUCAUGAAAGGAAAUUGUAGCUGGCAACAGCAGCCAUAGGGUGAAAGAACUUUUGUCUUUUAUCCUCUGACUGAUUUUUCUUUAUUAUUAUUUAAUUUAUUUUUUUAUAAUUACCCACCCCAUGCCACAAUGGUGCCACCCCAUGGUGCCACAGAGGAUUAUGGGAAGGCACAGCUGCGCACCUCUUUGCCUGGAUGUGAUUUUCUGUCUUUUUAUGUAUUAAAGGGGUUGUGUGUUAACCCGCUGUGAAAGGUUGCCUUAAUUAGCAGUGACCAGUGCAAUUUUGCCCUUCUUUCUUCUCUGUACUGAAGAACAGCAUUUCAGACACACCCAGUGGUCCUGUACUAUUGUUCAUUUUAAUGUUAAAUCAGUGGGAAUUUUAGGGAUCUGGAUAUUCUUGUCCUUGUCUUUGUUCCAGAUUCUGUAUAUGUAUGUGAUUUUCAGCACCUUAUUAAAAACACAUUUUGAAA